Messenger RNA from Rhinocladiella mackenziei CBS 650.93, 879 nucleotides. RefSeq lists its product as uncharacterized. The transcript has a single exon. Gene Ontology annotation, biological process: carbohydrate metabolic process. The record is from RefSeq and is a predicted model, not a curated record. NCBI's taxonomy places the organism in Eukaryota, Fungi, Ascomycota, Eurotiomycetes, Chaetothyriales, Herpotrichiellaceae. Gene Ontology annotation, molecular function: zinc ion binding; aldehyde-lyase activity. Bases 1 to 879 code for a protein of 292 amino acids.
AUGCCCGACCUCUCUCAAAAUAUUUCCGUCCGCAUCCUCAAGGCUGCCGAAGCGGGCAAGUACGGCGUCCCCGGCGUUGUGUGCUACAACCUCGAGGCCAUCGUCGCCUGCCGCAAAGCCGCCGAAGCCAAAAAUUCCCCUUGCCAAAUCCUCCUCUUCCCCUGGGCUCAAGACUAUGCCUACGACAAUCUCGUGAACCUGGCCGCUGACGUGUGUCGAAGUGCCAAAGUCCCCAUGUCUCUGCACCUGGACCACGCUCAGAGCGAAGGAGCCAUCAAACGCGCAGCCAAGACGGGCAAGUUCGACUCCAUCAUGGUCGACAUGUCCCAUUAUGAAAAGGAGGAGAACUUAUCCAGAACCACCGAGCUCGUCCGAUACUGCCACGAACUCGGAAUCGCCACUGAGGCUGAACCUGGUCGUAUCAACGGCGGGGAGGCCGGUGUACAAGACACAGGAGACCUCGAGGGCAUCCUGACCACCCCUGAAGAGGCACUGCAGUUCAUCAACACGGGCAUCGACUUCCUGGCCCCGGCCAUCGGCAAUGUCCACGGCCCAUACAACGGCGUCGAGAACAUCAAGCUCGAUUUCCCCCGUCUAGCGUCCAUCCGCGACGCUUCCCUGGGCAAAGUCACGCUCGUCAUGCACGGCACCAACGAGUUCACCGGCGACAUCUUCAAGCAGUGCGUCGCGGCGGGCAUGACGCGUCUCAACGUCAAUCAGGUUGUGCUGUGGAAGUAUGAGGACUAUGCUAAGGAGAAGGCAGGCCGAACGCCGCUGACCGAGUUCAUGGAGACGGGCACUGCGCUGAUCCAGGAAAGAAUCGAGUGGAUGAUGGAUAUGGUGGGGAGUACGGGGAAGGCGGGUGAUGUGAAGAUUUAA